AUGGGCUGGCGGCUGCUGCCCGCCGUGCUCCUGGCCCUGGCGCUGGGCGGCCCCGCGGCGCGGGCGCAGAACGAGACGGAGCCCAUCGUCCUGGAGGGCAAGUGCCUGGUGGUGUGCGAUUCCAACCCGACCACCGACGCCAAGGGCUCGUCCUCCUCUCCGCUGGGCAUCUCGGUGAGGGCGGCCAACUCGAAGGUCGCCUUCUCGGCGGUCAGGAGCACCAACCACGAGCCCUCCGAGAUGAGCAACAAGACGCGCAUCAUCUACUUCGACCAGAUCCUAGUAAACGUGGGCAAUUUUUUCACAUUGGAAUCUGUCUUUGUGUCACCCAGAAAAGGAAUUUACAGCUUCAGUUUUCAUGUGAUUAAAGUCUACCAGAGCCAAACAAUCCAGGUUAACUUGAUGCUCAAUGGGAAGCCAGUCAUCUCUGCUUUUGCUGGGGACAAGGAUGUCACUCGUGAAGCUGCCACUAAUGGAGUCCUGCUCUAUCUAGACAAGGAGGAUAAGGUUUACCUGAAGUUGGAGAAAGGUAAUCUGGUUGGUGGAUGGCAGUAUUCUACAUUUUCUGGCUUUCUGGUCUUUCCACUGUAAAGUCAAUUUUCCUGUGACGUUUGUCCGGUUGUGGAGUCGUCAUUGCCCCUGUCACACGAAGAUCAUUCUGUCAUCGUGGGAUUGAUGUUUCCUUAUUGGUUUUUCAUGGGUGAAUAUGGAUUCUCUUUAUGGAUUUUGGCCUCAUCUGAACUACACAGAAGUUUCACAGAAUUUUGUGUGUUUGAAUACAAUAUGUUUGGAUUGAGACUAAAGCAGACGAUAAAUACCUGUGCUUAAUGUUACGGUCUAAAGCUGCCUGCACAUUUUAUUCAGAUUUCGUUUACUGGACUUAUGGAUUCGUGA
Molecule: messenger RNA, 894 nt
Organism: Centrocercus urophasianus (Greater sage-grouse)
Lineage: Eukaryota; Metazoa; Chordata; Aves; Galliformes; Phasianidae
Gene: CBLN4
Product: cerebellin 4 precursor
Exons: 3
Coding region: 1-591 (196 amino acids)
Molecular function (GO): protein binding
Source: RefSeq, a predicted model, not a curated record